AUGCACCGCUCCACCUCGUCGCCGACGCCGCCGCAAGACGGCGCCCAGUGGGCCAGCGCCGCCUCCUCGGCGGCCCUGCGACGCUACUCCUCCCUCCCCAAGAAGGGCAAGCCGCAGGGGCGCGAGUCCACGGUGCUCGCUGCCUUCCUGCUCUCCUCCCCGCAGGACCCGCUCGGCCCUGAGGUCCUGUCCCUCGCCACCGGCACCAAGUGCCUCGGCGCGUCCCGCCUGGGCCCCCGCGGAGACCUCGUCCACGACGCCCACGCCGAGGUCGUCGCCCGCCGCGCGCUCCUCCGCCUCCUCUACGCCGAGAUCGGCGCCGGCAGCCCGCCGAGCUGGCUGGUUCCGUCCGGUUCCGGUGGGCGGUGGAGGCUGAGGGACGGGUAUCAGCUCCACCUCUACAUCACCCAGCUCCCCUGUGGGGUCAUGCCGGUGCCGCCGUCACCCACAGAGGUUCCAAGGAUACAGCCGGAUAUUGCGGUGAAUGGAUGCGCUGAUGGUGGUUUUGUUCAGAGGAAGCCAGGGCGUGGUGAUACAACAUUGUCAAUGAGCUGUUUUGACAAAAUUACUCGCUGGUGCGUCGUUGGAAUUCAAGGUGCAUUGCUGUCACACAUUCUGGAACCCUUGUAUUUGUCCACCGUUACCAUUGGACAGUCCCCUGAUGGUGCACCUGAAGGGUUUUGUAUUGAAAGUAACGUUGACAAAGUUCUUUGUGCUCGUUUAUCCUCUCUAUCCAGAAUAUUCCCUGCCUCUUUCAAACCAAACAAGCCACUAUUUUUCGAGGCACCUAUUCCGCCGAAAGAGUUUCAUCAGACUCUGGGAGAUAUACCCCCUUUGACAUGCGGGUACUCAAUAUGCUGGAAUAAAUCCGGUUUGCAUGAAGUUAUUUUAGGAACAACUGGGAGAAAACAAGGUACAUCUUCAAAGGCAGCAUGCUUACCCUCCACCGAGUCAAUGCUCUGCAAGAUAAGAUUGGCAGAGGCCUUUAUUUCACUUGAACAUCCAUUAGUCACAAAAUUCCAGCAUGAGGAACUGUCCUAUCGUGCAAUCAAGGAUAUGGCUUGUGAGUACCAGCAGAUGCUUGAGCUUCUUAGAGAGGCCCCAUUUUUUGGCCGGUGGCGCGCUAAGCCAGCAUCUCUUGAUUCAUUUAAAGUUCAACGGUGAUAACCAUCCAUGUUCGAUGCUGCAUGCCAGAGAUCUAAUCAAGUAAGCAUACUUGGGAGGAGAAAACAGGUGUUGGGAUGAUAAUCUCACUGUCUCAGCCUCUGGACAGAACUGUUUUAUGGAAGUGAAGAAAGAAGGUAGGUUGGAUAUGGCUGUUGACAUGGGGUGAUGGGUCCAUUUGAUGAUUUGCUGAAAUUAAAAGGUGGCAACCUCAGAGAGGGAAAGAUAGAGGCAGGAGGGAGACCAAAAAGACCUGGCCCCAAGUGAGCACAUGCACUGCCUUGAACACCACAAGACAUCCUUGCGUAUGAUAUGAUGAGCACAGUGCUGCCCUUGAUUAUCACAAUGGUUUCUAUUUAUUUAUUUUAUUCGCAAAAUGGCUUGACUAGUAGUACCCCCUGUUUUCAGCUGGGAACAUGGCCACUGAGAUCUUUAGUAGGUGUGCCAUCAUCCUCUAGGGACAAGGACCCACCCACCUCAGAGAAAAUCCUGACAUUUCUAGAGCUGAAAAUGAAGGUGAUCCCCUCCUCUCACAGCUAGCUUAAGAAAAACAUUACUACCCUUUUGCAGAAAGGAUAUGUGCAUGUUCUUGGCCUUGCUUGUAUUCUGGAUUCAGGAACAUGGUAGGCGGAUGGACAGAAACAUCUAUCUUGGCACUCACUGCAAUGAUAUUGUUACCUAUUCACAUG
Messenger RNA from Lolium rigidum, 1853 nucleotides. Its product is annotated as tRNA-specific adenosine deaminase TAD1-like. Gene Ontology annotation, molecular function: double-stranded RNA adenosine deaminase activity; double-stranded RNA binding; tRNA-specific adenosine deaminase activity. Lineage: Eukaryota; Viridiplantae; Streptophyta; Magnoliopsida; Poales; Poaceae. Gene Ontology annotation, cellular component: nucleolus; cytoplasm. The coding region runs from base 1 to 1164 and encodes 387 amino acids. The transcript has 9 exons. The record is from RefSeq and is a predicted model, not a curated record. Gene Ontology annotation, biological process: RNA processing; adenosine to inosine editing.